GCUAAGGGAGUUCACUCUGUUUUUCGUCGUGUUGCGCCAUGUUGAGACAGACCUCACUAUUCCAGUCGGACCUAGACUUUUGUCCUGACUGCGGCACCGUUCUUCCUUUACCUGGCGUAGAGGAUAUGGUGGCCUGUCGAAGGUGUGAUUAUCGUGUAGACGUGAAAGCAUUUCAUGGAGUAGAGAUAAAAAGCGCUAUUUUUCUCAAUGAGCCAACGAAGAUAAUACAAAAUGAUGUUAAUGACACAAACCAAAGAAAACAUGUGGGACCUAAGGUGGACAGGAAAUGCCUUCAGUGUGGACAUGAACAGAUGACUUACACCACUCAACAGACACGUUCAGCAGAUGAGGGUCAAACAGUCUUUUACACCUGUUUAGAGUGCAGGUUUCAAGAAAUAGAGUUUUCCUGAUGCAAAGAAAAGGAAAGGAAACCUGUUCCUCAGUGUAUCAUAUCUAUAUUUGUGUGUGUAUCCAUGCAUGUUAUGAUAUUCAUUAAAAUGACUUCAGUGCA
Molecule: messenger RNA, 511 nt
Organism: Pomacea canaliculata
Lineage: Eukaryota; Metazoa; Mollusca; Gastropoda; Architaenioglossa; Ampullariidae
Product: DNA-directed RNA polymerase I subunit RPA12-like
Exons: 4
Coding region: 39-410 (123 amino acids)
Biological process (GO): DNA-templated transcription; termination of RNA polymerase I transcription
Cellular component (GO): RNA polymerase I complex
Molecular function (GO): zinc ion binding; DNA-directed RNA polymerase activity; nucleic acid binding
Source: RefSeq, a predicted model, not a curated record